Entrophospora sp. SA101 is the source of this 444-nucleotide messenger RNA. The record is from the annotation of a GenBank genome assembly. NCBI's taxonomy places the organism in Eukaryota, Fungi, Glomeromycota, Glomeromycetes, Entrophosporales, Entrophosporaceae.
AUGUCAAAUCAAAAUAGAAAUAUCAUUAUCGAAGAUGAUGCAAGCCGCACCAGAGUAGUUGCCAUGGCAGUUAGAGAGGCAUGUGAAAUUGCAUAUCUAAAAAAGACACAACAAGAUUGGGAGGCUGCUUGCCAAGCAAUUUUAGAAAAUGAAUUAUUGACAAGAACAGAAAAAUCUGACUCACUUGAAUAUGAUGAAAUUUAUCAAAUUUUAACACAUCCUGAGUUAAACAAAGGCAUACCAUUAUCCACCACUUACAAAACCUAUUUCUGGUUAUGUUUCUUGUGUGGUUUUUGUGGUGGAGAUGCUCAAAGAUUAAAAUUGGUAAAUGUGGAAUUAGCAGCUAUUAAUGGACUGACAAUUACAAUUCCUCAUGAAAAAAACAAUGCCGAAAAUUUCUAUAAUAAUGUCCAAAUAAAUCUUCAAAUCGCACCAAAAGAUUAA